This is a messenger RNA of Microdochium trichocladiopsis, 2235 nucleotides long. RefSeq lists its product as uncharacterized. Gene Ontology annotation, cellular component: T-tubule. Gene Ontology annotation, molecular function: ATP binding; protein kinase activity; protein binding. NCBI's taxonomy places the organism in Eukaryota, Fungi, Ascomycota, Sordariomycetes, Xylariales, Microdochiaceae. Gene Ontology annotation, biological process: protein localization to T-tubule; protein phosphorylation; regulation of cardiac muscle contraction. The record is from RefSeq and is a predicted model, not a curated record. Bases 1 to 2235 code for a protein of 744 amino acids. The transcript is spliced from 9 exons.
AUGGCCGAAAGACGAGCAUACACCGUGGGCUGGAUCUGCGCCACGUUCGUAGAGUGUCUUGCUGCGAGGAUCUUGCUCGAUAGGGAGUUUGAAGGCACCGAAGACAUCUCGGCCUCCGACAGCAACAGCUACAUCUUUGGACAAAUCGGGCAGCACAAUGUUGUCAUCGCCACAAGCUCAGCUUCCACGGAUCGCGAUUCUUCAAGCUCGAUACGAAUGGGCCUCUUGGUUGGCAUUGGCGGCGGAGUACCGAGCUCAACGCACGACAUACGCCUCGGCGACGUUGUCACCGGGAAAGCCAGAAAAGGCAGUCCUGGGCUGAUCCAGUAUGACUUUGGAAAGCUCACGCAGACGCGGCUCAAGAAGGUGGGGAUGAUGAACCAGGCCCCUUCGGUCUUGUUGAAUGCAGAAGCUCCAAACCCAAGCCGGCACGAUGUUCUAGGGCAUACUCCGCUUCACCUUGCUGCGUACUGCGGGCUCAGCGAAGAACUGAACGCCUUACUCUCUGACGAUAAGCUCUCCCUGAACGAAACGAACAAAUACGGUCGGACGUCCCUAUGGUACGCUUCGGCACAAGGACACAGCCUAACAAUAGAAGCAAUCCUGUCCUUCAACCCCUCGAUUGACUUACCCACCACCGCCAACGAGACGCCUCUCACCGUGGCAACCGCCGGGGGCCACCAGGAAGUUGUGGACAAGCUGCUCCGGGCGAAGGCGUAUUUGAACUGGCAAGAAAAAGGAGGGAGAACAGCUCUGCAUCAAGCUGCAAGAAAUGGCCCCCAAGGCGUCAUUACACUUCUCCUCGACAAGAGGGCUAACAUUGACGCAGUUGAUAUUACCGGGUCCACGCCGCUCCCUGAAGCAACCCGGGGAGGCCACCAUGCCGCGCAGGAGACUGUGGCCGGUCGCGGCGCCAACAUAAACAUGGAGGACAGUGCGGGUCAGACGCCCACGACGCUAGCAUGGUCUUCGAAGCAACGGAAGUGGUCUGGUUAUGUGGUGGACGAGCACCUAGUCAUUCAGCAGGGCACACAGGCUACUUGUGAGGUGUUGAGAUGCACCACCGGAGCCGACCCGGGAGAGCUCGUGUUGCGCAAAACCUUCAACUGGAGCACUUCAAGGGGCAACCAAGUGGACAAAGUGAGGCGUUAUCUUCUCAAUGAGCACAGAAUCUUUCAGAAACUUAUCCCCCCGUUCAUCGUGGCCUAUCUUGGCUAUGAAGAGCGGAUAUCACGAUUAGAGGCGGCUCUUGACGACGAGCAAGAGGGCGGGCCCGACUGCGUUCCCUUAGCACUUGGUGAGGACCAAGUAUGGUCCAUCAUCUUUCAAGUCGCCGCUGCGAUCGCAUACCUCCAUCACGGCCUGGCCAUCAAACGCGGGAAGUUCGAGUUGGAGAAAUACUGGGAACCAGUCAUCCACCGGGACAUUAAACCGGCGAAUAAUCCGAAAGGGCAGCUGAUCGUCAAGCUUUGCGACCUGGGCCUAGCCAAGGCCAUUUUGAGUGGACAGAGGAACACUCGGAAGAUAGGAACGCCAGACCUUUCGCUGCCAGAGGUGAAUGGAGGCCGAGGUUGGUCCAUGAAAGGAGACAUUUAUUUGUUUGACGUCACGAUUGACGAAUUAUACAAGCACACGGAGCCACAAGCUGAACUACUUGACCUACUUGACCGAUCGCUCGCGUAUUCCUGGCGCGACUCCUUCAACAUGGAGCCCCUUACUGAACGAUCCUGGGUUGUCCAAGAACGCCUACUAGCACGGAGGACGAUUUACUUCGGGACGCAGCAGAUUUACUGGGAGUGCCACCGCCUGGCAGCCACUGAGACAUUCCCGGAAACACGCAUCAACCCGAAAAAGCGGCCAGCCCGGGAGAAAUGGAUGUAUCCACCUCAAGUCCCCGAGCACUGGCCCACCGCCUCGUGGAAGUUAUUGUUCUGCGUCCAACCCCUUAUGGUGCCACGGACCCAUUACGGGGUGGAAUACAACCCAUACACCUCGCUCUACGACAAUUGGCAUACUAUUGUGGAAACUUAUGCACCGAAGAAGCUGACGUACCCAAGCGACAAGCUCGUCGCAAUCUCAGGGCUCGCUAAGGAGAUUCGUGCAAGGCUGUGCAAGGUGAUCCCACGCCCUCAUCGUUAUUUGGCUGGUCACUGGGACUAUAACUUUAUGGAGUCGCUAUCGUGGCUCGCCGAUGAGGGGCCUACCAGACCGGCUGUCUACAGGGCGCCGUCCUGA